AUGCGCAAUGAGAUGGCUGAGGCUCGCACCAAAAGGACAGCUGAGCACGACUCACACAUGUGGGAGCUGAAGCUGAUGACAGCGCAGGUAAACAUCGCGACGACGAAAUGCGACGGUGUCGGCUACCUUCCAGAGGAAAGGGCGACCGGUCACACGCUUUUAGAUUAAUCUCCACCAGUAGCCUCCUCUUACCACCAACCAUACAAUUUUGAUUUUUCUCAUCUUUUUGCGAAUCCCUCCUCAGCCGCCACAGCCACUGCGUCGGCGUACGCCACGAAUGCGGCACAGUUCGCACAGCAAUUUGUUGCCACUGCACCGCCAGUGAACGCUCAGGUUGAUCAGCAGAACCUCGUCAAAUACAGUCAGUAUCUGGAGCUUCUACGGAACGCCUAUGGAAUUCAGCUACCGGGUGAACUCGGACAACAGCCAUCAGCCCAGUCUCAGGCUGAGUACCAGUUGUCGGCUUAUCCAUCAGCUGCAGCAACUUCAUAUCAAGCCGGUGCUGGACAGCAAGCCGUACAACCCACCUAUCAGCUAUCCAGUUACUCAUCUGCUGCUGCGCCAACCUAUCAGACUGGCGCAGCACAACAGUCGGUUCCUUCACAGAUCGAGUACCAGUUGUCUGCGUACCCAUCGGCUGGUGGUCACUAUCAGGCAGCUGCAGCUGGCACCUACAGUUCUGCCCUGCAACCAGUAGAUCAGACCGUUCCACUUGCUUCGGUCACCUAUGCAACCACCGCUGCAACACCUCAGCCACAGUAUCAAGUUUACCAACCGCAAACCGCUUCCUUCUAUGGACAAGCUGGACAACCACAGCAACCGCAGUCAGUCUAUCAGCCCUCUGCUCAACAAACAUAUCCGCAACCGGUUCAGGCUCAAACUUAUCAGCCACUUCUACCUCAUCCCCACCAAUCUCAACUUGCAGUUCAACCUUAUUAUCCGUCACCAUAUUCUGCCACCCAAGUACCUCCAAACUCUCAGGAACACAUCGUUCCAUCACAACAACCACAUUAUCCCCAACAGCAGACGAUACAGUAUCCAGGACAGCAGGUCUCAUCCGGAACUCCUCAGUACUCUGUGCAACAGCCACAGCCACAGCAACCAACCGCACAAGUGCAACCACAGCAACCACCUCAGCAAGUGCAAGUGCAGCCACAGAAUCAGGUCUCUCAUGUUUCCAGCUAUGGACAGCAAGUGAGCCUGACGCAUUCGUCAUUACCUUUACGUGUACUACUUUAA
This is a messenger RNA of Haemonchus placei, 1239 nucleotides long. The record is from the annotation of a GenBank genome assembly. Lineage: Eukaryota; Metazoa; Nematoda; Chromadorea; Rhabditida; Trichostrongylidae.